ACAGGGCGGGGGGAGGGUGAAAGGCGGGGUGGGUCUCGUCGUCUGCUCUUAGCUAAUUGUCGCAACGUUAAUUAAUUCUAAUUAAAUUAGCCUGGGGGCAGGCGUGAGGCGCUUGUGAAAUGUGUGGGGUUUGGCCCGGUGGGUGACCAAGGACCUGAUAAUUGUGAAAAAUAAAAGGAAAAUGGCUUAAUAAAGCCUGCUGCCGCAGUAAUGGCAAAAAUAAAGGGGAAACGCCUCACGGAGCCCCUGUGCCGGCCCAGGCAGCCCCUGGGGGCCAAGGAAGGCCCCUGUCAGGCCGCACCCGCCCCUUCACGUUUGGUUUAAGCACCUUGCUUUGAGGAGCCUCCCUGCUAAUGGUGGACUCGCACUACUGCCCCAGCUGCCUGGAAAACAUGCCCUCGGCCGAAGCCAAGCUGAAAAAGAAUAGGUGCGCCAACUGCUUUGACUGCCCCUGCUGCAUGCACACCCUUUCUACCCGGGCCACCAGUAUUCCUGCUCCGCUCCCCGAUGACCCAGCCAAAACUACAAUGAAGAAAGCGUAUUACCUGGCCUGUGGGUUUUGCCGCUGGACUUCCCGGGAUGUGGGCAUGGCAGAUAAGUCUGUUGCUAGUGGUGGCUGGCAGGAACCGGAGAAUCCCCACACGCAGAGGAUUAACAAGCUGGUGGAGUACUACCAGCAGCUGGCUCAGAAGGAGAAGAUCGAGCGGGACCGCAAGAAGCUGGUGCGACGCCGAAACUACAUGCCGCUGGCCUUCUCGGACAAAUACGGCCUGGGAACCAGGCUUCAACGCCAGAGGCCCGGCGCCCCGAUCAGCGCUCUCGCUGGACUCUCUCUGAAAGAAGGAGAAGACCAAAAGGAGAUCAAGAUUGAGCCAGCUGAUGCAGUGGAAGAAGUGGAACCUCUUCCUGAGGAUUACUACACCAGACCAAUCAAUCUGACGGAGGUGACGACCCUGCAUCAGCGUUUGCUGCAGCCCGAUUUCCAGCCGAUCUGUGCUUCCCAGCUCUACCCACGUCACAAGCAUCUCCUGAUCAAACGUUCGCUGCGCUGUCGGAAAUGUGAGCAUAACCUGAGCAAACCAGAGUUCAAUCCAACAUCUAUCAAAUUCAAGAUCCAGCUGGUUGCUGUCAACUAUAUCCCUGAAGUGAGAAUCAUGUCCAUUCCCAACCUGCGCUACAUGAAGGAAAGCCAAGUUCUUCUGACUUUGACCAAUCCGGUGGAGAACAUCACGCACGUCACCCUGCUGGAGUGUGAGGAGGGAGACCCUGACAACAUCAACAGCACUGCCAAGGUGGCAGUUCCUCCCAAGGAGCUUAUUCUGGCUGGCAAAGAUGCUGCAGCAGAGUAUGAUGAGCUGGCAGAGCCUCAAGACUUCCAGGAUGACCCUGACAUUAUUGCCUUCAGAAAAGCCAACAAGGUAGGAGUUUUCAUCAAGGUCACCCCGCAGAAAGAGGAGGGCGAAGUGACCGUGAGCUUUAAGAUGAAGCACGAGUUUAAAAACCUUGCUGCUCCGAUCCGGCCCAGCGAGGAAGGCGAUCAGAUCUCCGAGGUCAUCUGGCUCACCCAUCACGUCGAGCUCAGCCUCGGUCCAGUGCUCCCGUAAAAGCUCCCGACUGGUGUCCCAGUGGCUGGCCGCAGGACGGACUGUCAGUGAACGAGUGCACCCUGGUGAAACCUUCCGGCAGCGCUCCUUUGUGACGAGGGGCUGUGCGCCGCGCGCCCCAGCCAGGCCGCGAGGAGGAGGCUGCGGGGUGGGGGUGCUGUGCGUCGGGAUGAUUUGUUCUCUUCUUAUCGUAGUGCCCACUAACUUACGCUCUGCUUCCCUACACUGCCACAGGCUAGUUUAACUCGCAGCACGUGUUUCAGCACACAGAAAGAGCUAGCUUUCUCCAGAUUCGCACUACUCCUGGCUGAAUUUGGCUUUGUUGACAAAGAAAAAGAACCCGUAUUGUUUUAUUCUUCGCGUCAGCCCACAAGCCUAGUGUUACGUACUUGAUAGUGAAUGUCUCACCUCACACAGAAUUGUGCCCUUCUCGAACAAACAUUUUAGGAGGUGGCAAGGUCUGCUGCGUUUUGGCGAGGCUGUUGCCAGCAGCAUGCUGCUUUCUUUUCUUUUUCCGCUUCCUAGUAGGAUACCUCAAGUAGCCGUGGAGCACUCGGACGUGAAGCCCUUCUGUUUUUGUGAAAAGACUCUGGCGUAUGUAGCUUCCUUAGCCAGGGUGAUACAGCUUUUCACAGAGGAGAUGAUCGGUUUGCCCUUAAAAUGUAGUAUACUGUAGUGUUCGUGGAUUUGAGUGGUGACCAACUGCGCUGUAAGCCCGUUGUGUUGCAAGCUGGGUGUGGUAGCAUGAUCGAUUAUUACAAGCUGGGAAAGCAGAUCCUGCUGCGUCUCUUUGCUGAGGCAGUAGCGGUCCUGAGAGGCUGCCUGGCGGUCGUGGUAUUAAUAGAUGUGUGUUAAAAGAGGUAGCAAGUGAAGAGUACUAAACGUGGACGGUUAAAGUUAGGUCCGGUGUACAAAAAGGAACCGCGGAGGUUGUCCAAGUUCGUGCUUUUGUCUUUUUCCAGUUGGGGGGGGGGGUUGUAAAGGAGGAAGGGCCAUUGUACUGUAACUAGCGCACACUGCACCGCUGGGAAAAGAUCAUUUGUCUGCGGCGGAACUUGGCUGCAGUCCCUGCUGCAAACAGUAAUUAAGAGCAGCGUAUCCAGGAUACCCAGCAGCAGCUGGCUGCAGCAGCGCAGUGCAGGUGGGUGAGAGCGCUCUUCCUCGGGAGCCUCCAGUUUCAGUCCCAGUUGAGGUGGUUACCUUCGCGACCCUUUUCUGAUGGGCUUUGACGUGGGGGGGGGGGGGGAAAGGGGGUGCCUGUCAGCCAGCUACAGCUUAGCUGCUCAAAAGGCGCUCGUGACGUGGCUCCGCCGGCCUGGAGUUUCACCUCCCCUGUGCGGGAGGGAGGGAUAACGCUGCCUCCCUCCCCUCGUGUUGAGGUUUGGGCGCAGCAGAGGGCUGGGUGCGCCUGGCCGCGUCCCCCCUAAAGCGAGAGCUCUGCCUCGGCGGGCAGCACGCCUUACAGCUAGGUCCUGCAACGCCCCUCGGAGCGGCGAGGCAUCCCCUUUACAACCCCGGCGUAGGUUACCCGCAGCCGUACAGCAUGCCUUUAACUGUGGUUUGUGUUUAUUAACGUGUAGCGCUAGCGUCCGCUGCUCUUCUGCCUUUCCACGGAGCGAAGCGCUCGAGCCGCGGCCGGGACUUCUCGGCUGUAGGCAGCCCAACCCCAACGCUACCCCCUCUGACUCCUGGAAACGGCCUCCUGGGGACGAGGUAGGGGCUGGGGGGAGCCCCCGAGCCCCAGGUCGCCUCCCCUGGGGGGGCCUGGGGAUGCCGCUGAGGUUGGCGGGGCCCCCCCCGGGGACGUCAGUGCCGCUCGGGGGCUCCCUGCCCCUCGGUCUAACCAAGGCGCCUUGUCCAGUCGUGGUUCUCGGAGCGCUUGGCCCAGCUCGGUGGGCCUGUGCCCGCCUGCAGGCGCUGGGAAGGGGCUCGCUGUGUCCGGCUGUCCGGCCUCUGUCCCUCCGUCCGGCCUCCGUCCGGCCCUGCUCCUGUGCGAGCUCUUACCCCGCGACGGGCGCCCCGUGCCCUGCUGCUUGACGUGGUGUGGUAAUAAAGCAAGCUGCCGCUCGGCCUCCUGUGGUUUCAGGGGCAA
Molecule: messenger RNA, 3696 nt
Organism: Cygnus atratus (black swan)
Lineage: Eukaryota; Metazoa; Chordata; Aves; Anseriformes; Anatidae
Gene: DCTN4
Product: dynactin subunit 4
Exons: 13
Coding region: 354-1604 (416 amino acids)
Cellular component (GO): dynactin complex
Source: RefSeq, a predicted model, not a curated record